AAACCCAGCAAAUAUCAUGUCAGAGAAAAAUAACCGUAAGAACUCCUCUACAAAUAACAACCAGACUCAAGACCGGUCUAGAAAUGAGCUGCGGGUCCCUAUGAGCUUCGUGGACCGAGUUGUGCAAGAUGAACAAGAUGCCCAAAGCCAGAGUUCCUCCACAAUAAAUAUCCUCCUUACCCUGCUCGAUUGCCUUGCUGACUACAUCAUGGAGCAGGUAGGCUUGGAGGUCAUCAACAAUGGCAGAAUGCGCAACACUUCACAAGAUGGGGAGAGAGAAGUGGACAACCACCAUGAGCCCCACCGCACUGAGAGUGAUGGAACCCGCUUUGUGUUUGAUGAGAUGCCCAAAUCCGGAAAGAAGGACUGAAGACUGGGUCCCAGAGCCUUGAGGGGAUCCUCACAGGCUUAGCCAGGGCAAAAAUGUGUCACAGCUGAGGAAUAUCUGCUGUUGUCAUCAACAAGUGCUACUAAAGGAUGUAAAUCCAUGAGUA
Messenger RNA from Mandrillus leucophaeus (drill), 494 nucleotides. It is a transcript of the gene HYPM, whose product is annotated as huntingtin interacting protein M. NCBI's taxonomy places the organism in Eukaryota, Metazoa, Chordata, Mammalia, Primates, Cercopithecidae. The transcript has a single exon. The coding region runs from base 17 to 370 and encodes 117 amino acids. Gene Ontology annotation, molecular function: protein heterodimerization activity. The record is from RefSeq and is a predicted model, not a curated record.